ACGUCACACCGUUUCAUCCUGUUUGCUUGAGAAAAACUCUUUCACUUCGUCUUCUCAGGUGCACCAGAGCUGCGCAAAAUGCAAGCCACCGAGCCUUCAACAAGAAGAAACCGGUACACUUGUGACGCAUAUUAAUUUCUGGCGCAGAAUCAUAUAGAAAGCGAAUUGAAUUUAUAUCCACGACUCAGUGAGGACAAAUAACUAGCCUGUGUUUGUGUUUGUGUGUGAGUGCUCGCGCAGUCUCACUGCCGACGAAUUCCAUUACCGCACGAUUGAACCGCACAGACUCGCCUUUCAGCGCUUAUUGGGGUGUCUCUAAGGACAUGAGGUGGUUUAGCAGCACAGUCAUGCCAACGUUGAGCCCGUGAUUGAGUAGUAGUGCUCCAGGGCGCGUCUGAGGCUGCAGCACCCCACCAGACAGCUGCAGCAUGUCUAGUUCAGGCUUUCCCCCCAGCCAGGGGCCCUUCAGUAGCGAGCAGAGCCGUUACCCACCUCACUCAGUGCAGUACACUUUCAGCUCCACACGUCACCCGCCGGAGUUCCCGGUACCCGACUACCGUACCCCUCUGCAGGACCAGCAGCGCCGCAGGCCUUCACUACUAUCCGAAUUCCACCCUGGGACUGAGAGGCCAACGGAGCGCAGACAUGGUUAUGAGCAACAGUUUCAUGCCAUCCCAGCUCAGCAGGAGCAGGAGAUUUUCGAGGCCAAGCGUCCCCGCAUCGAGAACGUAUCUGAAACACACUUUUCAAGAGCUCAGCUCACCGGCAUCAUACUGCCCCCUCCACAGACCAUACAGGACAGCAUCAGGACCACUGGAGAGGGCAAGAAGGAAACCCAGUUUAGUGUGAAGGUGGAGACCUCGUCCCCAGGUGGAGUUCCACAGGUGGGUGAGGAUGCAGACACAUCGCCCUCCAAACUCUCCAAGGAGGAGUUGAUUCAGAGCAUGGACCGCGUUGACCGUGAGAUUGCCAAGGUCGAGCAGCAGAUUUUCAAACUGAAAAAGAAACAGCAACAACUGGAGGAGGAGGCAUCAAAGCCAGUAGAGCCAGAAAAGCCAGUGACGCCACCCCCUGUGGAACACAAACAUCGCAGCAUCGUCCAGAUCAUUUAUGAUGAAAACCGGAAAAAGGCAGAAGAAGCCCAUAAGAUACUGGAAGGGUUGGGGCCUAAAGUGGAGCUGCCUCUGUACAACCAGCCCUCUGAUACUAAAGUCUACCAUGACAACAUUAAGACGAAUCAGAUGAUGAGAAAGAAACUGAUUCUGUUUUUCAAGAGGAGGAACCAUGCACGCAAACAGAGGGAACAGAAAAUUUGCCAGCGGUAUGAUGAGCUGAUGACGGAGUGGGAGAAAAAAGUUGAGCGAAUGGAAAACAACCCACGCCGUAAAGCCAAGGAAAGCCGCACACGUGAAUACUACGAGAGGCAGUUUCCUGAGAUCCGCAAACAGCGCGAGCAACAGGAACGCUUCCAGAGGGUGGGCCAGAGGGGGACAGGCCUGUCUGCCACCAUCGCAAGAAGUGAACACGAGAUAUCCGAGAUCAUUGACGGCCUCUCGGAGCAGGAGAACAAUGAGAAACAGAUGAGGCAGUUGUCUGUCAUUCCUCCCAUGAUGUACGAUUCCGAACAGCGGAAAGUGAAGUUUAUCAACAUGAACGGUCUGAUGGAUGACCCAAUGAAGGUCUACAAAUCCCGCCAGUUCAUGAAUGUCUGGACCGAACACGAGAAGGAGAUCUUCAAGGAGAAGUUUGUGCAGCAUCCCAAAAACUUUGGGCUCAUUGCUUCAUUUCUGGAGAGAAAGUGUGUGUCUGAUUGUGUGCUGUACUAUUAUUUGACUAAGAAGAGUCAGAACUAUAAAACUCUUGUCAGACGAAAUUUUGGGAAUCGACGACGAAGGAAUCAGCAGAUAACACGACCGUCACAGGAAGACAAGACAGACGACAAGAACGAAGAGGACAGGUUAGAGAAAUCAGAGAAGAAAGAGGACGAGGAGAAGAAGGAAGAGGAGGAGAAAGAUGAAAAAGAGGACUUUAAGGACAUCAGUAAAGAUAAAGAGAAGUGUGAGGGAGAGGAGGAAGAGGGUAAGGAGCAAAGCACGCCACGUGGCCGAAAGACCGCCAACAGCCAGGGACGUCGUAAGGGCCGCAUCACCACCCGCUCCAUGGCCAAUAAUGAAGCUGCAUCUGUGGUGGCAGAGGAUCCACUGCCACCUGAACCAGUUCUUCCGGAGCCCACACCCCCCUCUAAAACUGAGCCGGUGCAGAAACCAGCACGAGAGCCUGCAAAACUCUCUCCCACAGCCAGCAUAGAGACACGAGGCGCAGUUGAAGCUGGAGAGACGUCUCGCUGGACGGAGGAGGAGAUGGAGAUCGCCAAAAAAGGGCUGGUUGAACAUGGUAGGAACUGGCCAGCCAUUGCUAAGAUGGUAGGCACUAAGAGUGAAGCUCAAUGUAAGAACUUUUACUUCAACAACAAGAGACGAUACAACCUAGACAAUCUACUACGCCAACACAAGGGUUCCCGCCGGCUCCGUGGAAAUCAAGACCCAUCACAGAGCGAUCCUGCGCCUGAUGACGAUGAGGAGAGUGACGGUCCCGAUUACAGUUCGGACACAGAGAGUGCGCCUUCUCCAACUCAAACUGAUCCCUCCAAAUUCGACGCGCCAACUCAUCCCAACUCAGGUCUGGACGGCGUGUCGGACCAGGACGUCACGGCAACCAAAGGCCAAGUGGCAGAUGCCAAGGGCCAGGAGCCUCCGUACGGCGAGCUACGGGUGAAAGUAGAGAACAGUCCGGAAGGAGGAGCUGGAGACGGGCUUCCUCAGGAUGAGCGCACACGCUCUGCAUAUGAAAUGCAGAUUUAUCCAAAAAGUGAGACACAGGAUGUGGAGAUGAAUGCUCCGAGCAGCGAAAGAGCGCAGGUGCAAGUGAAGACUGAGCCGGAGGUCAAGGACAAGGAGGAGAAACAGCACUCCGAUAAUGACUCUAGCGCCACCUGCAGUGCGGAUGAGGAUGUGGAGGCUGAACCUGACCGACAAGGACUUUUCUGUCUGGAGAAGCCGUCAUUGCUUGCCACUGCAGGCUCAGUGGUCGUGUCCUCAGCCAAAUUCCUCAACGUGCUGCAGCUACAGAAGCGGGCCGCCACCAUCCCCCCUAUGGUUUCAGCUUCAUUCGGUCACAGCAGCGUUCCUGGAGGACCGUUGAGCGGCUUUGCUAUGUUCCAGCACCAAAUCAAAGCUGUACAUGAGUCCGUGCAGGAGGACAAACAGAGACUGGAUCAGAACGAGUCUGACCGCAGGCCGCGAGUCACCACCCACAGCCCCAAUGUAGUGGAACGAGAAGGUAAGCCAUUCACUUACAUGCCAUUUGACCUGAAGCUGAUGGAGCAGGAAUCUCACGGUGGAGCGGGCAGACCGGGUUCUCCGUACAGACUCUCUCCUCGCGAGCCUAGCAAAGCCUCACCCCAGCCCGACGGCAGUAACGCCACCCGCUACAGUGUACCUCCAGGUAAGCAGUCUGUACACCCUGUAUCCAGGCGAAAUCUCAAACAAAGCUACAUAUACGUCAUUGUAGAUGUAGAGCUGAUUGAUGGCCUUCGAGGAACGCCAGGAACGUACCUUCCUUCUCAAACGCAUGCUGUGUACGUACCGGAGGUAGUUAAGACCACAGGGGGGUCGAUCUCGCUCGGUUUACCAAGACAGCAGGACCCUGCCAAACCUGUGUCAUAUAUUAAGCAGGAGGAGUGUUCUCCACGUGGACAGAGCGCUCAGGCGGAGGGUCUCUUAUCCAGAGCUCAGUAUGAGGGAGUUGUCAGAGGACCCAUGCAGAUUCCAGACAUGAGAGGGCCACCUGGAAAAGGCCCAGAGGGCUUGAAUUUCAGAGGAGGCUCCAUUACGCAGGGCACUCCUGCCCUGACUCAGUCCAAUGUAGCAGCGGAUCUGUUGAAAGGCACUAUUGCUAAACUGGCCACAGAGGACCUGAGCGGCCCAGAGAAGAGCCAAUCUGAUGCUCAUUCUAAACCUCAUGUUAUCUACGAAGGCAAAAGCGGACACAUCCUCUCUUUUGAUGCCAUUAAGAACCCUAGAGAUGGCACUAGAAGCCCACGAAUGGGGCACGAUCUCAAACGCUCAUAUGACAUCAUGGAGGGGUCCCGUGGACACCCAACACGUGAGACAGCACCUUAUGAAGGUUUGAUCAGCAGAGCAUUGCCAAGAGAAAGUCCUCACGAGUCUAAAGAUCGAGCCAUACUCACAGGAUCCAUCAUGCAAGGAACACCAAGAGCCUCUGCUGAAGUCUAUGAUGAGGCCUCCAAGUACGGUAAACAGAUCAAGAGGGAAAGUCCACCCAUACGCUCUUUUGAGGGAGGUAUCACAAAGGGUAAACCGUAUGAGGGGGUGAACACCAUAAAGGAGAUGGGCCGCUCAAUUCACGAGAUUCCCCAUAAGGAGACUCAAGACAGUCGUAAAACUCCUGUUCUGGAAGGAUCCAUUACUCAGGGUAUUCCUCUGAAGUACGAGAGCAGUACUGUGAACCCGUCAGCCAUCAAGCACAAUGUUAAAUCUCUGAUCACAAGCCCAGUGAAGAUCUCACACUCUGUCAUUGAGGCAGCUGAGCGCGAGAGGGCCAAGUACGAGGAUGCGAAGACGUCCGAACGUGUCCGGCACACCUCUGUAGUGAACUCCACAUCUGUCCUUCGCUCCACACACACAGAAGCGGGAAAAUCUCAGCUCAGUCCAGCCAUGUAUGAGGACAGCAAUGCACGCAGAACCCCUACAUACACCGGCACCUCCAUAUCCAGAGGUUCACCUCUGCUGCGAGGGCAAGACGGAAGUAUAACAACAGGUAAACCAGCUUCUCAUGAGAGGAAGAACACACUGACUCCCACCCAGAGGGACAGUGUGCCCGCCAAGUCACCUGUGUCCGGGGGUGAACAUCUUGCUUCUCACAGCCCGUUUGACCCCCACCAUAGACCUGUGGCACCUGGAGAGAUGUACCGGACUCACCUACCACCACACUUGGACCCCAGCCUCGCUUUUCACCACAGAGUCCUCGACCCAGCAUACAUGUUCCCACGGCAACCGUCGCCGACCGGUUACCCCAACACAUACCAGCUGUACACCAUGGAAAACACUCGGCAGACCAUUCUGAACGAUUAUAUCACCUCGCAGCAGAUGCGCCCUGAUAUCACGAGGGGACUGUCACCACGGGAACAGUCCAUUGCCAUCCCAUACCCACCAGCUAGAGGAAUAAUUGAUCUAGCCCAGAUGCCACCUACCAUCCUGUUACCUCACCCUGGGGGGACAGUUUCCCCCUCCCUGGAACGCAUCACCUACAUCCCUGGACCUCAGACCCCUUUCCCUCCUAGGGCAUUCAACCCUGCCUCCAUAUCUCCAGGACAUCCUGCCCAUCACAGUGCCACUGCAGCUAUUGUGGAGAGGGAGAGAGAGAGUCAGAGAGAGAAGGAACGCGAGAGGGAAAGGGAAAGAGAGCGGGAGCGAGAAAGAGAUCAGAGAGAACGGGAACGCGCAGCGGUAGAAUAUAUGCGUGGAGUUUCUGAGCAACCUGGCCGACCAGGCAGCCGUAGUUUUCUGCGUUCCACUUCACCCUCUGUGAGAUCACAGGAGGGCGUCCUCCAACAGCGGCCAAGCAUCUUCCAGGGCACCAACUCCAAGAGUGUCAUUACACCACUCAUGCAAAUGCCCUCACAAGCAGCUGCAGCUCAAGCCAGCCGAUACAGCAAUGCAGCUGAUGCACUCGCCGCCCUGGUGGACGCUGCUGCCUCUGCCCCGCAGAUGGAUGUUGCAAAAGUCAAGGAGGGCAAGCAUAAUAACAGUAGCUCCCGGGAUGAUGAUAUGAUGACAUCACGACGGGCAGCACAGGAGUCGCAAGAGGUGGAGCGCCGUUCCGUGCAGUCACCAUAUGGGGACGUGUUACUUCCUAGUGGGAAACCUUCCCAUCCUGUGUAUGCAGAGGGUGGAGGAGCUGCAGGGAGCAAAGAGAAAGCCCCACCCACUAAGUCACGCAUGGAGGAGGAGCUACGCACACAUGGGAAGACCACCAUAACUGCUGCAAACUUUAUUGAUGUCAUCAUCACGCGCCAGAUUGCCCCAGAUAAGGAACCCCGUGAGAGAGGCUCACAGAGCUCUGACUCCUCCAGCAGCAUGUCAUCCAGUCGUUAUGAUGCUCAGGGUGGAAUUGAGGUGAUCAGCCCAGCUAACUCUCCAGCCCUAAGAGAAGAGAAGAACGAAGGACCUUUCCCAUCAGAAAAGAGCUCAGGAUUAAGGUUCGACAUUAACCGGUACAGGCAGUCAGGAGAUUCAGGACCUUCUGCACCUCAACAGCCCCCCUCCUUGCACGCAGACAGUUAUGGGCCCGUCCCGAAAACACACCGCAUCAUGACCCUUGCUGACCACAUUUCGCAUAUCAUUACGCAAGACUUUGCCAAGAGCCAAGAUCCUCCCCCAUCAUCCAGCUCGCUGCCUUCCUCUUCAUCCUCCUCCUCGCUCUCCUCCACUUUCCAGAGCUCUGGUGUGGGAGGUGUUGUAGGUCGAGUUAAACCCCAUAACCGCUAUAGCCCAGAAAACCCAGCUCCUACUGCACACCACCAGAGACCACCAAGCAGAGUAUCUCCCGAGAACUCCUCCGAUAAACCAAGAGCCAGGCCAGGUAGGUCUCCUGAUCGAGGACGAGGACCAGAGAACUAUGAGCCCAUCUCUCCUCCUCAGGGUUAUUCUGGGUUGGAUAAACAGGAAGCCACUGUAGUGCAGAGUCAGAGACGAGAGCAGGAUCUCCCUGAACAGAGGACUGACUCGCGGUCACCAGGCAGCAGCAGUUACCUCCCCUCAUUCUUCACCAAACUGGAAAGCACGUCUCCUAUGGUUAUGUCCAAAAAGCAGGAGAUCUUCCGGAAAGCAGAAGUCGGUAAUGCUCAGCCAGGCACAGAGAUCUUCAAUCUCCCAGCAGUAACAACAUCAAGCAGUGUAAACCCUAGAAACCACUCGUUUAGUGAUCCAGCCAGUAAUCUGGGUCUGGAGGACAUCAUCAGGAAGGCUCUGAUGGGGAACAUGGAGGAGAAGCAGGAGGAGCCACAGCAGCAGCAAGCCCAGCUGGGGACAGGAAACGGCUCAGGCAGCAUGAGCAGCAUUUCAGACGGUCGACAGGAGGCCAGCCCAUCCCCUAACACAGCAGGAAAACAGAAGCUUCAGAGCAAAGCUAGCAGCAGGAAAUCAAAGUCUCCAAACCCAGGCCAGGCGUACUCUGCUGGAGAGCGGCCCUCUUCUGUGUCCUCGGUUCAUUCGGAGGGCGAUUACCACAGACAGGCUCCUACCUGGGCUUGGGAGGACCGGCCGUCGUCCACAGGUUCCAUGCAGUUCCCCUAUAACCCCUUGACGAUGCGCAUGCUCAGUAGUACCCCUCCCACCUCCAUGGCCUGCCCAUCUCCCUCCAUGCAGUCCCAGCAGCAGCAGCCACAGGGUGGCGCCUCUGGCCCCGUGGCCUCAACGCGCGCAUGGGAGAGAGAGCCACCGCUACUGUCAGAGCAGUACGAGACCCUCUCGGACAGCGACGACUGAGGCAGGUGAUCGCCUCCCUCUCCUACACAAGCGUCCAUGCCCCACUCCUGUUCACCAUCGCCCUCCUUUCGCUGUCUUUAUGAAUCCCACUCACUGCCAUUUGAGAGUGAGAUUCUGCUGGGAAGGAGGACGUACAUUUGGUGCUACUUUGGUGCCCAUUGGUGGUCAGAGAGAGCAUUGCAGAGAGCCACUGAUUUUCAGGAUUAAAUCCGAAGCUUUGAUUUUUUUUUUUUUUUUUUUGCCCAUUUGGGGACGAGAACUAGACAAAUCCCAAGUGAAUAGAGACGUGAACGUCAAAAGGAUGAAGAACUUGUAAAGAGACUUGUUUGCUGAAAAUUUGUUUCUGUAAAAAAAAAAUUCUUUAAAAAAAGAAAAAAUCAAUGUCUGUAAAUAGAGUAACCUUUUGCAGUGUUUUUCCUUUAACUCGGUUUUUUUUUUCUUUCUGCAUUUUAACAUUGCUUUUUAAAUUUAUCCCAGUUGGAUGGAUCGGUGGGUGCAACAAGACACUGUGGAGAUUAUUGUGGUCAUUCGGGCGAAGAGCAUUGAGCUUCCAGCAUCUGAAAGUAAUGGUCUAAUCGAAACUACUCCAAAUAAAACACAAAAAGGACUUCAUUAACUUUGUCCCUCCAGAUGCGGAGCCUGUCUGUGCAGCACUGUUGAGAUGUUCUCUGCCCUGUUACUUUAGGUAGGAAGUCACAAUCAUUCGUCAGCUGUAUUAGGAGGACAAGACAUCAGCCUUUUUUUUGGUGUAGGAGCUUGUCUGAUUCACUUCAGACAUGAGAUGAAUGUUUCUUUUGUUUUUCUCUCUCUUUUUCUUUUCAAAUUGGUUCUAGUCUUCAGUAGUGGCCUGUUGCAGAUCUGUUUAGAGCGUUUGGCCCUGCGGUUGAAUGUCUGACAGUUUGACACGCGUCAUCUUUAUCUUGUGGUUGCUAACUGUUCUAACAGGGCUUAUCUUAGAAGUUGUACAAGGUCUGCCACCCCUCCCCAGUAACCUUUUUGCUUUUUGAAGAUGAAUUUGUUUCUAGGGAGAAUAUACUUGUAAAUCCUCUUUUACUAAUCAUAAAGGAGCACGUAUAACGUGUAUGUUCUAUCAACGUGUGAUUUUCUUAGACCACAAAACAAAAAUACAAAGAUAAAAAGAGGAAGUACCAAACUUGAUACAUCUCUGCACCAUUGUUGCACUUUUUUUUCUUUAGUAAUUUUGAGAAUCUUCAAAUCAUACUACCUGUAAUCUAAGUUAUUCAAUGUCAUGAAGAGGUCUGGGACGCUUUGAGAUAUAUUCAUGUUUCAGUCUCUUACUCUAUCUGCAUUUUCAAUUCUUGGAAAUUUGAGCUAGUUUUUUUUUCUAAACUUGGAUUAAGCGUAUAAAAUCGGUACCAUUUAUCUUAGCUGCUGCCGAGUAGCAGCACUUGAUCAGAGAUCUGAAUAUCUCUGUCUGAAAGUGAAUAAGCUCAGUUUUAGUUACUUGCAAAAAUAGUUCAAUGUGAUGAAAGCUAAUGGAGGCAUCUCUUGAUCCUGCUUCCCCCCCCAUUUCAUGUGCUUCUGCUUUGUUUGAAUAACACCACCUUUAAUAUGAUGGUUUCGUUUUCUUCAGAAGUCUAAAAAAUGUUGAGCUCAUGUUUGGAUUUUUUUUUUUCCACGUUCAUUUUAUUUUAUAAUAUUUUUCAGCAUCCAUGUUAUAUUCAUCCCGUUUUAACGGGAUGUCAAGUGUUUACAAUGGCAUUGACAAAAAAUGGUGAAACUUGAAUCUUAAAGAAAAUUAAAAUUGCUCAUCACGUCAGUCUAUUUUACAGUCCAGCUUUGCAAGGGUGACUUUCAUUUUUUUCUGUUCUGAAUCAAGACUUGAAAAAGUAACUUGUCCCCUGAUUUUGAAAAUCCAGUGUUUGUAUCACUGUCUCCUCAGUAGUGGAUAAGAAAUGUGCAGACCAAUCAAUAAAGUAGAACAGAGCUCCACCUCUCUGAAACAAACAGUGCUG
Molecule: messenger RNA, 9544 nt
Organism: Sinocyclocheilus grahami
Lineage: Eukaryota; Metazoa; Chordata; Actinopteri; Cypriniformes; Cyprinidae
Product: nuclear receptor corepressor 1-like
Exons: 48
Coding region: 429-7568 (2379 amino acids)
Biological process (GO): negative regulation of transcription by RNA polymerase II
Cellular component (GO): chromatin
Molecular function (GO): transcription corepressor activity; nuclear thyroid hormone receptor binding
Source: RefSeq, a predicted model, not a curated record